Molecule: messenger RNA, 1052 nt
Organism: Paramuricea clavata
Lineage: Eukaryota; Metazoa; Cnidaria; Anthozoa; Malacalcyonacea; Plexauridae
Source: the annotation of a GenBank genome assembly
ACCUAUUUCAGUAAAAAAAGUUAUAUUUCAAUGACCAAUUCAAUGGGCCCGUACACAGAUAAUGAAUGAAGGCUUCCAUGCAGAGAUAAUUAAAACGAAAUUUAUUUCACCAACACCAGAACAAUUUCUUUCACCAACGAUAAUAAAUCAUAUUUUAUACAUGUAAUGUCAAGUAUAACAACUAGUUGAUACUCAUAUAUUUCCUCACUUGCCAAGCCUGUAAAGUUCAUUGCUAAUUUCAGCAAUAUGGUGUACAUUGUUUCAUGUCAAUAAUAUGCGGUACAAUAAAAUCUAUAACAAACGGAAAUCUUACAAAUAUAUGGUCUGUAGUAUAAAAACAUAUCAGUCUGAGUCACAUAUUGGUUGACAGUAAGGUAUACAUCCAGAGGUUUCCCAGUAUGGACCAACAUGAAAUAUGAAUUACGAUGACGAUGUGGAAGACUUCAGCAAAAAGUAUGUGGUGGAAAAAAGGCUGGUUACACAGUACCUGAAACAUCUUCGCGAACUAGAAAGAAGGAAAAAAAAAGAGGGAAGAUAGCAGAAAGCGCGCAAAUCUGGAAGAAAAGAGAAAGACCUUUGAAGAUUACAACUGGAAAGCUAUUUACAGGGAAGGAAAAAUAAAGAAACUGAAAGUUGUUGUAUUGGACAUGUAUAUAUCAAUGAGAAAUUUGAAGCAGUCGAAAGGGGCGUUAAAGCAAGAAAAAGUCGAUAUCGUAUCACUUGACAUAGCAAAGUCGCUAGUCCCUGAUAACCGUCAACUUUCUGAUGAUGACAGAGAUAGUAACGACCAGGAUUCUGGUGACGACGAUGUUGUCGUGCAGGAGAUUGGAAGUGAUGAGGAUGAUAUUGAUUCCGACGACGAUGAAGGACAAAUUUAUGAAGGUGAUGCGGGAGAAGAGGAGGAGGAGGAAGAAAACAUUUCCAACCUUUUGCAGACCACAAGAUCUGGUAGAGUUUGCCGGACAUGGAAGGGACGAGCCAGUUAGCGCUAUAGACUAAUUUACAUAAAGAUUUCAAAUGAUGUACUAUUUAAUGCAUGUAUAGGAGUGUUU